AUGAGCGAGCUAGAAUUCUACAGACCUGUUGCAAUGAUCAUUGAGAUGUUGUUCCGUAAAAGUCAAUUUGAGAUAAAUGACACUUCAAUUGGAAGAGGAGUCGACCUUUUAAUGGAAGUUUUGAACAUAGGGUUAAGCUCCUCGGAGUGGAAGAGGUCCAACGUCGGCAAAAAGCUCGGUGAGUCUCAGCAACGCCCAAACCCUCCUGUGGUUAGAGGCCGACCCAGAGCAAACCCUCCGUCUGCUGCACAGAUUUCUACUGAUGUACCUGUACUUGUUCCAUCUUCUCAGUCUUUACCUAAACCAAUACUGCCAUCUUGGAGAGCAUUGAAAGUAUGCCAUUUGAUGAUGAUGAGAAGAGCAAAGUUUUUGUGA
This is a messenger RNA of Mucor mucedo, 375 nucleotides long. RefSeq lists its product as uncharacterized. Lineage: Eukaryota; Fungi; Mucoromycota; Mucoromycetes; Mucorales; Mucoraceae. The transcript has 2 exons. Bases 1 to 375 code for a protein of 124 amino acids. The record is from RefSeq and is a predicted model, not a curated record.